Messenger RNA from Diaporthe amygdali, 465 nucleotides. RefSeq lists its product as uncharacterized. The coding region runs from base 1 to 465 and encodes 154 amino acids. NCBI's taxonomy places the organism in Eukaryota, Fungi, Ascomycota, Sordariomycetes, Diaporthales, Diaporthaceae. The record is from RefSeq and is a predicted model, not a curated record. The transcript has 4 exons.
AUGUCGACCGAAGGUGCAGACGAUGUGGUUCUGGAUUCAUCCAGUGUUUCGGAAAUAAUAAAACAAGAUGCAAACGUUGCGAUUCGGGAGUUGGGCUUCUACUACGAGGAUGACGCGACUGUCGGAACGAAAACCUCAGCCAUGAUCAAGAGACGCAUCGACUGCCAGUCAAAAGAAGGCCUGGACUUUUACGAGGCCAACAUCCUGAACGACAGUCGCGUACAAGACAUCCUCGACUCGUUCUUUCCGCCUUCGUCCCGUAUCGUCAUGGCGCGUUACAGAAAUUUCUCAAGCGAUCCCAACCAUAUCUUCCAAUACAGAGUUGGAGUACACGCCUCCAACGGCCUGUUUGAACCGGCUAUCGCUGCUUUGAAGAACGCAGGCUGCAGCGAGCGCACGACAGUAGACUUUGAGCACGGCGGACUGACGCCCGAACUGCCUUCAGAAUUGAGCAAGGUGCUCUAA